AUGGCGGUGGCGGCACCUUCAGCUUCCCAGCAGGGGCUACACGAAGAAGCCCACCAAAAUAUUCUGAGCCCAGAAAUGGCUUCGAUCUUGGGUGAGUGCCUGACCGAGGUUCUGAAGGAGCUCCAGAACCAGGUGCCCCCGGAUGAGCAGGUGCAUAUCCUGGACGCUUUUAACAAGGCCUGGGCGAAAGAGAUAGCAAAGCUUCCCCGUUUGUGGCGUGUCUCUCUGAGGGGGCGCCUUCAGUCAUUCAGCUUUGCUGGACAGGACCAGUUCGUGGACAUCAGGGAUGCCGAGGUGCAGACACCUGAUUUCACCUACGCAGGGCUCCCUGUGCGAAUUCAAGGCAAGCUGAAAGAGGGCGGGGCACGCAGGAAGAAGCGCCGGGUCGUUGACAGUGAGGAGGACUAG
Molecule: messenger RNA, 408 nt
Organism: Symbiodinium natans
Lineage: Eukaryota; Dinophyceae; Suessiales; Symbiodiniaceae
Source: the annotation of a GenBank genome assembly